CGAAUGUGACGUGUGGGUUAUGAAGGAUUACGGAAUCCAAGAGUCUUGGACUAAAGAUUUUGUUAUAAAAAACUUGCAGCUUCAUCCGCCAUCACUAGAGUCCUAUAGACUAUAUUAUGAACCAGUUAUGUUUUUGAGUGAUGGGAGCAUUCUAAUAUCAUACUGUAAUGAAGUUUUCAUUUCUUAUAACCAAGAAAUGGAUAGUUACUUGAAAAUCGAAGGUUACUCGGGAACGAUAAUUGCUUACCAUCCAAGCUUUGUUUCCCUUUGCACUUUUUCAAAUGGAGCGAAAGUUGAGAGGAUAAGAGAUAGUAAGAUGUAUGACAAGUUGUGUGCUGAAUUUUAUGAUGACUAUGCUGGUUAUGAGGUGGUGCCACCCCAAGAUUCCGAAAAACGUAACACCUGCUCCGACCAGUCUGCUCUUGUAGAGGGUCUUUCAAAGGCCACAAAAUCCUCUCUGGAUUCCCCUUGGAGGAUUGGGACUCAAUGUGCUCGAUGCGAUGGAAACCUGGGUUAUGUUUUCAGAGGCAAGGGGUUUGCAGUGUGUGAAAAUUGCUUCGACAAAGGUUUUUUCUGA
Molecule: messenger RNA, 577 nt
Organism: Rosa chinensis
Lineage: Eukaryota; Viridiplantae; Streptophyta; Magnoliopsida; Rosales; Rosaceae
Exons: 3
Coding region: 20-577 (185 amino acids)
Source: RefSeq, a predicted model, not a curated record